This is a messenger RNA of Lonchura striata (white-rumped munia), 1349 nucleotides long. NCBI's taxonomy places the organism in Eukaryota, Metazoa, Chordata, Aves, Passeriformes, Estrildidae. The record is from RefSeq and is a predicted model, not a curated record.
UAGCUGGUGUUUGUGAAAAAGCCUGUCAUGGAAAGGAGGGGAAGAGCCGGUGGCUGAGCCAGCUCAGAAAAACACGUGGGGAAUUUCACACUGGGAGUCACUGUGAGCUGCAGGAAAGAGCCAGAACACGUUGUGCAAAGGUCUUGACUGUUUCAAUAUUGCCUUGUGCCUCCCUUUUGCCCUCUCUUCUAGAUAUUAAAAAAUGACUGUCUGCUGACAGCGUUUGAUGGCAGCGGGGUGGGUUUGGGCACUGGGAAUGAGGAAUUCAGAGCAGUGCAGGACAGGCAUCGCCUCUGCUGCCCUGUGCUAUGAGCCCAGAGUCCCUUCUGCAUCCUCAGCAGCCUCCCUGGGGUGGGAGUGCAAACAGCCCCUGGCUUUUGGGGUUAAAUCUCUGUGAGGGAUGGCCUCAACCCCCCAGAGCUGACAGGGUGCCCUGGCCGUGUGUUGCAGGCUGGAUUUGGCCAUGGUGCAGCUGGAGCUGUGGGCGGCCGCGGCGCUGAUGCUGCUCGGGGCGGCCGUCAGCCUCUGCGUCAGGUGCCAGCUCUCGGCUACCAAACGGGAGACACAGCUGAAUGAGCGGAGGAGCCAGCUCGAAAGCCAGCAGAGAUUUGAGGUGAUUCGAUCCCAUACCACUGCAACCCGAAGGCUGGAAAAAAGUAAGGAACCUGAAAAGUUAUCGAUAGCAAGUAAAGCCAACGAGGAGCUCAGUGCUUCCCAUCACACUGGAUAUGGGAGCAGGGACGAGGCCAGGUACCAGAAUUUCCUGGCAGAGAACUGCCUGCAAGAAGAUACUGCCUAUGUGGAGCCCAUGUCUCUGGAUCACUACUACAAUUGCACCAGGCUCUUCAGACCACCCUGUGGUAGAUCUCCAGACAAGCCAGAGAAAGACGAGGAUUCCUAUUCCUAUGAAAAUGUCAUCAUUGGAGUGUCUCAGGGUUCUGAUCCAGAUGAGGCUGCAGACUAUGAGAACAGCAUGACAAUACUCACAUGGAAACUCCAGCAAGGGCAAGCCCCGGUGACAGAAAGCCUGGAUGAUGAGCCAGACUACAUCAACACAGGUCCUGCUGUCAGAGCAAAGGCACAAGAACUCCAAAGUGCUCUGGAGCAGCUGGAGCCAGCACUGCUCCAUGCUGUGGACAGGGACACCCAGAGCCCCUGCUCUGGGCAGGGAUUCCCUCAGCUGAGCCCUGCCUGCUGUGCUAAGACCACACAUCCUGCCCCAUUAUCACCACCAGCCUGAUGUUGCUGAUAAAGAAUUACUCAAGGUAGAUAAAGUGAAAAAACUGCAGAGAGCUGCAGGAAGGUUGUAUGACACUGAGGGACAGUGAAUGAUGUGCUGGUCAGUGCUG